Messenger RNA from Canis lupus familiaris (dog), 6500 nucleotides. RefSeq names its product mucin 4, cell surface associated (gene MUC4). Gene Ontology annotation, biological process: cell-matrix adhesion. The transcript is spliced from 24 exons. Bases 48 to 6104 code for a protein of 2018 amino acids. NCBI's taxonomy places the organism in Eukaryota, Metazoa, Chordata, Mammalia, Carnivora, Canidae. The record is from RefSeq and is a predicted model, not a curated record.
CCCGAAGAGGAGACACUCCUACAGAUGGUACAACCCAGGACACGGCCAUGUCUGGCACACCAAGCACUUCAUCGUCUUCUACUAUCAGCCACACACCUUCCGCAGUGACAGAAAUACCCACACCAUCAGCCUCCCCUGGGGACACCUCAUCAUCUUCCAGUGAAAGCAGCACAUCACCAACAGUAUCACAGGUCCUGACGACACUGAUGGCAACAGACACCCCAGCAGGCACAACAAGGCACACGUCACCACCUGAAACGGGAAGUGUUACUCCAGUCAGCUCAACAGGCUCAAUGACAGGUGGACCAGGGGGACACUCAACAGCACACUCUUCCCUGACUUCUACUCCAGAGACAACAGAGUCAUCUCAGGGUUACAUGACCCAGACCAUGGAGACCAGCACAGAGUCUGCAACCAGCAGUGUCUCAGUGAUGAUCACAUCCACUCCCUCAUCCUCCCAAAGAGGUGACACACCUACAGAUGACUCAACCCAGGACAUGGCCUUGUCUGACACACCAAGCACUUCAUCCCUUUCCAGUGUCAGCCACACACCUUCCGCAGUGACAGAAAUACCCACACCAUCAGCCUCCCCUGGGGACACUUCAAGAUCUUCCAGUGGAAGCAACACAUCACCAAUGACAUCACAGGUCCCGACGACACUGAUUGCAUCAGACACCCCAGCAGGAACCACGGGACACACGUCACCACCUGAAACAGGAAGUGUUACACCAGUCAGCUCAACAGACUCAAUGACAAGUGGACCAGGGGGACACUCAACAGCACACUCUUCCCUGACUUCUACUCCAGAGACAACAGCGUCAUCUCAGGGUCACUCCACCCAGACCAUGGAGACUAGCACAGAGUCUACAACCAGCAGUGUCUCAGCGAUGAUCACAUCCUCUCCCUCAUCCUCUCGAAGAGGAGACACUCCUACAGAUGACUCGACCCAGGACACGGCCUUGUCUCACACACCAAGCACUUCGUCCCCUUCCAGUGUCAGCCACACACCUUCCACAGUGUCAGAAAUGGCCAUGCCAUCAGCCUCCCCUGGUGACACCUCUUUGGUUCCCAGUGUAAGCAACACAUCAGCAACGACAUCAGAGGUCCCGACAACACCACCAAUUGCAACAGACACCUCAGCAGGAACCACAAGGCACACGUCACUACCGGUAAUGGGAAGUGUUACCCACAUCAGCUCAACAGGCCUAAUGACAAGUGGACCAGGGGGACACUCAACAGCACACUCUUCCCUGACUUCUACUCUGGAGACAACAGAGUCAUCUCAGGGUCACUCCACCCAGGCCAUGGAGAUCAGCACAGAGUCUGGAGCCAGCAGUGUCUCAGCGAUGAUCACAUCCUCUCCCUCAUCCUCCCGAAGAGGAGACACUCCUACAGAUGGCACAACCCAGGACACGGCCAUGUCUGGCACACCAAGCACUUCAUCGUCUUCUACUAUCAGCCACACACCUUCCGCAGUGACAGAAAUACCCACACCAUCAGCCUCCCCUGGUGACACCUCAUCAUCUUCCAGUGGAAGCAACACAUCAGCAACGACAUCACAGGUCCUGACGACACCGAUUACAACAGACACCCCAGCAAGCACCACAGGACACACGUCACCACCUGAAACGGGAAGUGUUACACCAGUUAGCUCAAUAGGCUCAAUGACAAGCGGACCAGGGGGACACUCAACAGCACACUCUUCCCUGACUUCUACUCCAGAGAAAACAGCAUCAUCUCAGGGUCACAUGACCCAGACCAUGGAGACCAGCACAGAGUCUGCAACCAGCAGUGUCUCAGCGAUGAUCACAUCCACUCCCUCAUCCUCCCGAAGUGAACACACACCUACAGAUGACUCGACCCAGGACAUGGCCUUGUCUGACACACCAAGUACUUCAUCCCUUUCCAGUGUCAGCCACACACCUUCCGCAGUGACAGAAAUACCCACACCAUCAGCCUCCCCUGGGGACACUUCAAGAUCUUCCAGUGGAAGCAACACAUCACCAAUGACAUCACAGGUCCCGACGACACUGAUUGCAUCAGACACCCCAGCAGGAACCACGGGACACACGUCACCACCUGAAACGGGAAGUGUUACACCAGUCAGCUCAACAGACUCAAUGACAAGUGGACCAGGGGGACACUCACCAGCCCACUCUUCCCUGACUUCUACUCCAGAGACAACAGCGUCAUCUCAGGGUCACUCGACCCAGACCAUGGAGACCAGCACAGAGUCUGGAGCCAGCAGUGUCUCAGCUGGGAUCACAUCCACUCUCUCAUCCUCCCAAAGUGAAGACACACCUACAGAUGGCACGACCCAGGACAUGGACACGGCCUUGUCUGGCACACCAAGCACUUUGUCCCCUUCCAGUGUCAGCCACACACCUUCCGCAGUGGCAGAAAUACCCACACCAUCAGCCUUCCCUGGUGACACCUCAUCAUCUUCCAGCAAAAGCAACACAUCAGCAACAACAUCACACGUCCCCACAGAGUCAGUAGUAGGAAACAGCACUGCUGGCAACACAGGGCUCAUGCCACCAGGUGUCACGGGAAGUGUUACCCCAGUCAGCUCAACAGGCUCAAUGACAACUGUAGUAGAGCGACACUCAACAGCAUUCUCCAGCCGCACUCUGAGCACUCAGACCUCAGGAACCACAGUAACUUCCCUGGCGAUAGGCAGCCAGAGUAGCACAACAACAUCACUAUCUUCAACAACCUCGCGGACGCUCACUACUCUCCCUCCGGCAGCAUCCACGGCACACUCAACGGCUGCCCCAGUCCCCAUCAAGCCAGAGAAAGGCGUUUCCCUCUUCCCUUACGGGCCAAGUGUUGGAGACAGGGAGUUUGUCGAGAGGACCACGGACUUCACCUCACCACUCUUCAGGCCCCAGAUUGGCUUCCUUCUUGGCUCCUCUCUCCGGGAUUACCUCUAUUUCACAGAUAAUGGCCAGAUCAUUUUCCCGGAGUCAGAGUACCAGAUUUUCUCCUACCCCAAUCCUCCCCUUAGAGGCUUCACAGGCAGGGACCCUGUGGCCAUGGUGGCUCCAUUCUGGGACGAUGCUGAUUUUUCCAGUGGCCAGGGGACCAUAUUUUACCAGGAAUAUGACACGCUCUAUCAUGAACACAACCUGCUAGUCCAGCAGGUGGAGUCUUGGAUUAAUAAAUUCACUGACACCAGGAACUACAAAGCCGAGUGGACCCUAAAGGUCACCUGGGUCAAUGCCCCUGCCUAUCCUGCCGGGCGGACCUUCGGGACCAGCACCUACCAGGCCAUCCUCUCCACAGACGGCAGCAGGUCCUACGCCCUGUUUCUUUAUCAGAGCGGCGGCAUGCAGUGGGAUGUGACCCAGCGCCCAGGCAACCCGGUGCUCAUGGGCUUCUCCAGCGGAGACGGGCUCUGCGGCCACAGCGCGCUGUCCUCUGGGCCCACGUGGAAGAGGUACCAGCCCGACCGGCUCCUGAACACCCACACAGGCCUCCGGGGCCUGCAGCUCUACAGCCUGCACCAGGAAGAAAGGCCCAACUACCGUCUCAGGUGCCUGCAGUGGUUGAAGACACAGCCUCAGUGGCCCACGUGGGGCUGGAACCAGGUCUCCUGCCCUUGCUCCUGGCAGCAGGGACUGUGGGACUUGCGGUUCCAGCCUAGCAGCAUAGGCUGGUGGGGCCUCGGCAGCAGGCAGCUGUGCAGCUUCUCCUCCUGGCGCGGGGGCGUGUGCUGCAGCUACGGGCCCUGGGGCGAGCUUCUCCAAGGCUGGAGGGUGCACGAUCCUUGGCAGUUUGGCCGAGAACUGGAGCCCCAGAACUGGUGCUGCCGCUGGAGCGACCGGCCCGUGCUCUGCGCCCUGUACCAGCAGAGGCGGCCCCGCGUGGGCUGCGCCGGGUACCGGCCCCCGAGGCCCGCCUGGAUGUUUGGGGACCCCCACAUCACCACCUUGGAUGGUGCCAAUUACACGUUCAAUGGGCUGGGUGACUUCCAGCUGGUCCGGGCCUGGGACGGAAACUCCUCCUUCCUGCUGCUGGGUCGCACCGCCCAGACCGGCUCCGCCCGGGCCACCAACUUCAUUGCCUUUGCAGCGAGCUAUGAGGCCCGCAGCCUGAGCCCCGUCACGGUCCGAUGGCUCCUCGAGCCCAAUGACACGGUCCGCGUGCAGGUCAACAACCAGACUGUGACGUUUGAGACUCAGCACGAAGGCCGGGAGACAUUCAACAGCACCGGCGUCACGGUGACCCGCGCGGGCUCCGUGGUGUCGGCCGCCUUCGACGGGGCGGUGGCCGUCUCGGUGAGGGCCCUGUCCAACAUCCUCCACGCCUCGUGCGGCCUCCCCGCGGAGUACCGGGGGCGCACCGAGGGCCUCCUGGGAGUUUGGAAUGGCAAUCCAGGAGACGACUUCAGGAUGCCCAAUGGCUCCAGCAUUCCCGGCAAUAGCAGCGAGGCCUCACUUUUUCACUACGGAAUGACCUGGAAAACCAAUGAUACGGGACUCCUUGGCGAGAGAGGUGACCAUCCGCCUUCCAACUUCACCCCCGAUUUCCUUACCAGCCUGCAGAAAAAUAAAACCUUAAAUGAAACGCUGCUCUCCAAGUGUCAUGAAGAUGAGCGGUGCAUCUAUGACAGCCUGGCCACAGGAAACACAGACACGGGCCUGAACACCAGGAUGCUCUUCGCAAGUCAGCAGCGGAUGAACGCCACCCUCAAUGAGUACCCCCCGUCGAUCGAGGGUCCGCACGCGGUGCAAGCCUACCUGGGGCAGACCACGCUGGUUCAGUACACCAGCCACCCUGAGCACGUCACAUUCACUCUGAGGAACAGCAAUAGUGACUUCAAGCUCUUCGAGAACGGGACACUGCUGUGGACACCAAAGUCCUUGGAACCAUUCACCCUGGAGAUUCUAGCAAGAAACGUCAAAGUCAACUUGUCAUCUGUGCUCCAGCCAAGGACAGUGGUCUGCGCUUGCAAGGACAGGAGCCAGUGUCUAUAUAAUCAGACGGGCUGGAUGGGCAAUUCCUCCCUGGAGGUGGCCCGCUGCAGGUGUGGCUCCAGCACCUUUGGCCACUACUGCGAGCGCUCCAGGGACCAGUGCGAGGCGCCGUGCUUCGCGGGUGUGGCCUGCGUCCCUGGGAGGGGCUGCGAGGCCUGCCCCCCGCACCUGACGGGCGACGGGCGUCACUGUGCAGCUCUGGCCCCCGGGCUGCACUGUGGGAACCGGUCCUGCCCCGCCAGUUACUGCUACAACCGGGGCCACUGCCACGUGUCCCCCGAGAGGGACUGCCAGCCGGCCUGCACCUGCCACCCCGCCUUCUCGGACAGCCGCUGCCUGGUGGCGGGGAACCCCUUCACUCCGGCCGCCCCUGCAGGGCUUCCGGUGAGGCUCAUCCAACUCUGGCUCAGUGAAGAAGAAAAUGCCUCCGUGGCCGAUGUCAACGCCUCGGUGGCCUACAGACUGGGGAACCUGAAUGUGCGGGCCUUUCUCCAGAACUCCGAAGUGCUACAGAUCAAUUCCAGUGCAGCGCCGGCCUCGGGAAGUUUACGUAGACACUGGAGAGUCUUCUCGAAGUUCCAGUACCUUCCUCAGGGUCCCGUCAUCGACUUCCUGAACACCAAGCUGCUGGAUGCAGUGGUGGAAGCGUUCUUACCCCAGGCCUCGUGGUGGAGGAAGAACAGAAGUGGGAGGCCCAGGACCGACGUGAACUUCCACUCCAUCUCCAGGGAAGACGUGCACAGUGUGCUGGCUCUGAACGUGAGCACGCUGAAGGCUUACUUCAAAUGCAACAGCUACAAGGACUACCGCCUGGUCUACAGCCCCCAGAGCGGCUUCACCUGCGUGUCCCCGUGCAGUGAGGGCUAUUGUAAGCACGGAGGCCAGUGUCAGCACCUGCCCCAAGGGCCCCGCUGCAGCUGUGUGCCUUUCUCCAUCUACACGCCCUGGGGCGAGCGCUGUGAGCAUCUGGGCAUGAAGCUCAGUGCCUUCUUCGGAAUCCUCUUUGGAGCCCUGUUCAUCCUCCUGCUGCUGGGGGCUGUGGGGUUUGCGGUCCUGUACUUCUGGCGCUUCUGGCGCUACUCCCCCGGGAACCACUACUCCCACCGCCUGGACUCAGAAGGCUGAGGCCUGGCCCCAAAGGGGCAGCUGUGACCUAGGAUACCUCAGGACCCACCCCAGCCUCACCCACACACUUGCAGGUGGCACCGAUCCUUUGAGGAGACUCAGAAAAAUGUGCUUAAAGGUGACUCAGGAUUCUUCAAGGAAAUACAUAAUAAUAAAGACAAGACCACACCUUCUCAGUCAAUACAGAGACAGACAGGAAGGAGCCAUAAAGACCCGGAUGAAUUCUCUCACAGAUGUACCCACAAGGAUACCGAUCCACAAACACACACAUCAGAGUUACUAAUGGGCUGAUGGCUCCAAGUUAAAAGCCAAAAUUCAUCUGUAUAAAAAAACCCUCCAGUUUCCUUCUAGUUGAAGUCUAUUUAAGUAAAAUCCUUCUGACUUUGUGUUUCCAAA